Molecule: messenger RNA, 2782 nt
Organism: Aspergillus campestris IBT 28561
Lineage: Eukaryota; Fungi; Ascomycota; Eurotiomycetes; Eurotiales; Aspergillaceae
Product: peptide alpha-N-acetyltransferase complex A subunit NAT1
Exons: 3
Coding region: 35-2539 (834 amino acids)
Biological process (GO): N-terminal peptidyl-methionine acetylation
Cellular component (GO): NatA complex; cytoplasm
Molecular function (GO): protein binding; protein-N-terminal amino-acid acetyltransferase activity
Source: RefSeq, a predicted model, not a curated record
UCUCCUCCUCCCUCCCCCCACCCACAACCUCACCAUGCCGCAACCAUUGAGCUCCAAGGAUGCCUCUCUGUUUCGCCAGGUGGUCCGUCACUAUGAAAAUAAACAGCACAAGAAGGGUAUCAAAGCCGCAGAACAGAUCCUGCGAAAGAACCCCAACCAUGGCGACACCCUGGCGAUGAAGGCAUUGAUCAUCAGUCAACAAGGGCAGCAGGAGGAGGCCUUCGCACUGGCCAAGGAAGCCCUCAAGAACGACAUGAAAUCGCACAUUUGCUGGCACGUCUACGGUUUACUGUACCGCGCGGAGAAGAACUACGAGGAGGCCAUCAAAGCGUACCGGUUCGCCCUGCGGAUCGAGCCCGACUCCCAGCCCAUUCAACGAGACCUGGCCCUCCUCCAGAUGCAGAUGCGCGACUACCAGGGCUACAUCCAGAGCCGGAGCGCCAUGCUCCAGGCCCGUCCGGCCUUCCGACAGAAUUGGACCGCCCUGGCGAUCGCACACCACCUUGCGGGCGACUUGGAGGAGGCCGAGAAGGUGCUGACUACCUACGAAGAGACCCUCAAGACCGUGCCCCCCGUCUCCGACAUGGAACACUCCGAGGCUGUCCUCUACAAGAACUCGAUCAUGGCGGAAGCGGGCAAGCUGGACAAGGCCCUGGAGCAUCUUGAGUCGGUGGGCUACCGGAUCCUGGAUGUGCAGGCGCUUCUGGAGAUGAAGGCGGAUUACCUGUUGCGGUUGGGCCGGAAGGAAGAGGCCGCGGCAGCCUACACGGUGCUGCUGGAGCGGAACUCGGAGAACUCGAUCUACUUCGACGGUUUGAUCCGGGCGAAGGACAUCGCCGAGAACGACCACAAGGCGCUGAAGGCGGUCUACGAUGAGUGGGCGGAGAAAUGCCCGCGGGGCGAUGCCGCUCGCCGCAUCCCGCUGGACUUCCUGGAAGGGGACGAAUUCAAGCAGGCCGCCGAUGCGUACCUGCAGCGCAUGCUCAAGAAGGGAGUGCCCUCCCUCUUUGCGAACAUCAAGGCCCUCUACGACAACACGAAGAAGCGCGACACGGUGCAGGAGCUGGUCGAAGGGUACGUCAAGGCGGCGCCGCAGUCCAAUGGCGACGCGAACGGCGAUGACACCGAGUUCCUCUCCUCCACCUACUACUUCCUUGCCCAACACUACAACUACCACCUGAGCCGGGACCUGUCCAAGGCCAUGCAGAACGUCGACAAGGCGCUGGAGCUCGCCCCCAAGGCCGUCGAGUACCAGAUGACCAAGGCCCGGAUCUGGAAGCACCGCGGCAACCCGCAAAAGGCCGCCGAGGAGAUGGAGAACGCGCGACUCCUGGACGAGAAGGACCGGUACAUCAACUCCAAGGCCGCCAAGUACCAGCUGCGCAACCACGACAACGACAAGGGUCUCGACAACAUGAGCAAGUUCACGCGAAACGAGACCGUCGGCGGCGCGCUAGGCGACCUUCACGAGAUGCAGUGCGUCUGGUUCCUGACGGAAGACGGCGAGUCGUACCUGCGGCAGAAGAAGCUGGGGCUGGCGCUCAAGCGGCUCCACGCCGUCUACAACAUCUUCGACGUGUGGCAGGAGGACCAGUUCGAUUUCCACAGCUUCUCCCUGCGCAAGGGCAUGAUCCGGGCUUACGUCGAUAUGGUGCGGUGGGAGGAUCGCCUGCGCGAGCAUCCGUUCUACACCCGCGUCGCGCUGGCCGGCGUCAAGGCUUACCUGAUGCUGCACGAUGAUCGCGACCUGGUGCACGGACCCAUGCCCAGCGGCACCAACGGGGCCAACAAGGAGGAGGAUGAAGCGGAGCGGAAGAAGGCCAUGAAGAAGGCCAAGAAGGAACAGCAGCGGCUGGAGAAGAUUGAGAUCGAGAAGCGCGAGGCGCGCAAGGCGGCCCCGACCAAGGGCUUUGACGGCGAGGUCAAGAAGGAGGACCCCGAUCCGUUCGGCACCAAGCUCGUGCAGACUCAGGAUCCGCUCAAGGAGGCCACCAAGUUCCUGACGCCGUUGCUGGAAUACAGCCCUGAGAACAUUGAGGGGCAGUGCCUCGGCUUUGAGGUUUAUCUCCGGAAAGGCAAAUACGCCCUCGCGCUCAAAUGCCUCUCCGCCGCCCACGCCCUCGACCCCAACCACCCAACCCUCCACGCGCAACUCCUCCGCUUCCGUCAGAAACUCUCCACCCUCACGGAGCCUCUCGCCCCGCAAGUCUCCGAAGUCAUCAACACCGAGCUGGAGACGCUCCUCCCCAAAUCGCAGAACCUCGACGAAUGGAACGCCUCGUUCCAGUCGGCGCACGCCGCCAGCGUGGCUCACACCCAAGCCGCCCUCACCUGCCGCCAGCUCCUCAACGCCGACUCCAAGCCGCAGUGCGAGAAGGACCUCACCGCCACGCUGGACAGCUCCGAUCUGACCAUCGACACCGCACUGGCUGGUCUGGAUCUUCUCAGCGAGUGGGGCAGCUCCGCGGCUGCGAAGACCGCUUAUGCCGAGAAGGCGAGCUCCCGGUGGCCGGAAUCGACGGUGUUUCAGCUGAGCUGAAUGGGUUGCUUAUUUGGCGUGUAGUUUCUUUUUCUUAUCAUUUUCCUUUUUUAUCUUUUGACUCUAUUUUUUUCAUUUAUCUCGAUGAGAGGAGAUCAGAUGAGAUGAGUAUACCUUGGUAUAGACGGGUGUUCCAAUUCUGCGAUCACACCGUAAGUAAGACUUAGACUGCAGAAGAAGAAAAAAAACAAAACAAAACAAAAGGCAAUUAUAAAAGAGGAAUGAGAAUGAAUAAUGUCCGAG